This is a messenger RNA of Solanum tuberosum (potato), 1538 nucleotides long. Its product is annotated as 6-hydroxynicotinate 3-monooxygenase. Lineage: Eukaryota; Viridiplantae; Streptophyta; Magnoliopsida; Solanales; Solanaceae. The record is from RefSeq and is a predicted model, not a curated record. Gene Ontology annotation, molecular function: FAD binding. Bases 63 to 1316 code for a protein of 417 amino acids. The transcript is spliced from 4 exons.
GAUUAUAAACUUACACGAGCACACCCAGACCAAAGGCUUUUGCACAGAAAGAGAAGAAAGAAAUGGGGAAACCGAAGGCAGUGAUUGUUGGAGGCAGCAUAGCAGGUAUAUGUUGUGCACAUGCUCUCAUCAGAGCUGGUUGGGAUGUUGUCGUUAUUGAGAAAACUCCACAACCUCCAACUGGUAGCCCCACUGGUGCUGGUCUUGGACUUGACACUUUCUCUCAGAAAAUCAUUCAAUCUUGGAUUCAACAACCCCAACUCCUUCAACAAACUACCUUGCCUCUUGUCGUCGAUCAAAACCAGGAAACUGAUGGAGAAACAAAAGUGAGCCGGACAUUGGCAAGGGAUGAACAUUUUAAUUUCAGAGCAGCUUAUUGGGCUGAUCUCCAUAGCCUUUUGUAUGGUGCACUACCGCUAGAUAUUGUUUUAUGGGGUUAUUUGUUUCUCUCCUUUUCCAUGUAUGAUGACAAAUCAAAAGUGGAAGUUGAAACUAAAGUUCUUGAAACGGGCAUUACAAUCAACAUUGUUGCUGAUUUGCUUAUUGCUGCUGAUGGUUGUCUGUCUUCAAUCAGACAACGUUUCCUUCCUGACCUUAAGCUGAGAUAUUCAGGGUACUGUGCGUGGAGAGGGGUUCUUGAUUUUUCCAAUAAGAAGCACUCAGAAGCCAUCAGCAACCUUAAGAAAGUGUAUCCAGAUCUUGGGAAAUGCUUGUACUUUGACCUGAGCUCUGGAACUCAUAGUGUAUUUUAUGAAUUAUUGAACCAUAGGUUCAAUUGGAUAUGGUACAUUAAUCAGCCCGAACCAAACCUCAAGGGGAAUUCUGUGACAAUGAAGGUUAGCGAAAACUUGGUUCAAAACAUGCAUGAAGAAGCUGAGAAGACUUGGGUUCCUGAAUUGGUCAGGGUAAUUAAAGAAAUUAAGGAGCCUUUCCUAAAUGUGAUAUAUGAUUGUGAUCCUCUGGAGCAGAUUUUUUGGGACAAAGUGGUGUUGAUUGGAGAUGCAGCUCAUCCUACUACUCCUCAUGGUGUAAGAAGUACAAACAUGUCGAUAUUGGAUGCAGCUGUUUUAGGCAAAUGCUUAGAGAAGUGGCAAGUGGAAAAUCUGAACUCUGCUCUUGAAGAAUACCAGUCUAUUAGGCUGCCAGUAAAUACGAAGCAGGUUCUAUAUUCAAGAAGACUAGGUCGCAUUAAACAAGGUUUAUCACUUUCAGAUCAUCCGUCCUUUGAUCUAAAAGCUGCAAGUCCAGAAGAUUGUGAAGAGCUUCAGCAGAAAAACAUGCCUCAUUUCUACGAUUUUCCUUCGAUAUUGAAGUAAUGUCACUGGUUUUUAUACUGGCCUGGUUAUUAAAGCAUUGUUGGAUGCAUAAUUGAGACGAGCAUUUUGUGUAUAUGCCCAUCUCGCGAAUGACUGUAUUCUGGUGCACCAACAUAUAGCAGGCCAGUGUUAUUGUUGUUGUAUCUGUAUACAAUUCAUGACUUCAUGAAUGUAGUAUAGUGAAAAUAAAGUUAAUAUUUGCCAGUACAUAAAUUUCCUUGA